This is a messenger RNA of Aspergillus lentulus, 1275 nucleotides long. RefSeq names its product fumigaclavine A dimethylallyltransferase easL (gene fgaPT1). The record is from RefSeq and is a predicted model, not a curated record. Gene Ontology annotation, molecular function: transferase activity, transferring alkyl or aryl (other than methyl) groups. Gene Ontology annotation, biological process: alkaloid metabolic process. NCBI's taxonomy places the organism in Eukaryota, Fungi, Ascomycota, Eurotiomycetes, Eurotiales, Aspergillaceae.
AUGACGAAGGAUACUACGCAAGUGUCUCAUUCACAAGAGGAACUGCGUGCGCCAUUCGAAGUAUUGAGUCGGGCCCUGUCGUUUGAACAUGAAGACCACCGGCUGUGGUGGAAACAGGGAGGCUCCAAGCUUGCCACAUAUCUGAAGCUCGCAAGAUACAGCAUGGCAUCCCAGUACCAACAUCUGCUGAUGUUUUACUCCGUCUACGCCCCAAACCUUGGUCCAUAUCCUAACGAGAAGAGAGACAACGUUAACUGGGUCUGCGCUAUCUGCCCAGGAGGCGAGAACCUAGAGCUUAGCAUGAACUUCCAGCAACAGUCCAAGUGCACUGUGCGCAUGGCUGCAGAGACACUUGGCCCGCUUACCGGCACCGAGAAAGAUCCCACAAAUGUGGCCGCCGAAAAUAAGCUGAUUGACGAUCUAAGAGCUCUCCAGCCGGAUCUCAAUUUCACCUGGUUUGACCAUUUCGAACGGGAGGUUGUGGUACCCAAGGAGGUGGCUUUGAACCACAAGCAGGCUAUCAAUUCCGUCCCGUACAAAAAUCAGAGACUCCAUGGGCUCGAUUUGGCCGAGGGGGCCUUCACGCUCAAGUCAUACUUCUUGCCUUCAAUCCGCUCCGCGGUCACCGGAGUCGACACAACACAAAUUAUGUUUGACUCUAUCCGAAAGCUGGCGUUAGGGAAUCCCAACUUCAACUCAGCUUUGGACAUGUUGCAGGACUGGAUGAUUCCCACAAGAGGUCGUUUUAUGGGAGAUUGGGAUGUAGUCUCCUACGAUGCUAUCGACGCCGAGGAAGCCAGGAUCAAGGUUUACACAGGCAUUAAAAUGGAGUCGCUAGAGCAGGCCUGGGAUAUUUGGACACUGGGAGGGCGACUUCAGGGCGACGUUGUCGACAAAGGAUUCGAGCUUGUGAAGAGGCUCUGGGGGCGUCUGAUGGAUGAUGAGCCAUCGACAUGCGAAUUGAAGUACUGCAUGCAGUGGGUUUGGGAACUGAGAACCGAUGUCUCUAUCCCUGUUCCGAAACUAUACUUUACUGUUGCAGAAGCCGAAGAUCACUAUGUUUCUGACGCAGUAGUGGAGAUACUUGAGUACCUCGGUUGGGACGAGCAUGUCCAAACCCACCGAGCUUUGAUGGAUGAAGCCUGGUCCUUGAAUCAAACAAAAGAGAGCUACUUUGCUUUCAAUUAUAUAUCAGUCACGUACCACAGCAUCAAAGGACCAUAUAUCACAACUUACGGCAACCCCAGUGGUCCAAGGCCUGUCUUUAAAGAAUAG